Messenger RNA from Saccostrea cuccullata (small rock oyster), 872 nucleotides. Its product is annotated as soluble scavenger receptor cysteine-rich domain-containing protein SSC5D-like. The coding region runs from base 1 to 855 and encodes 284 amino acids. Gene Ontology annotation, cellular component: membrane. The transcript is spliced from 3 exons. The record is from RefSeq and is a predicted model, not a curated record. NCBI's taxonomy places the organism in Eukaryota, Metazoa, Mollusca, Bivalvia, Ostreida, Ostreidae.
AUGGAAAUCAGGGUACUAUCUUGCGGGGGGUCAUGGUUUAUUUUGUGCACCGCCUUAAUUUUUGUGGGAACUUCCAAUGGACAUUUACAAGAGGAAUGGAAAAGCUACGUUGACGUCCAACUUCGAUUUUUACGCUCAGAAAUUUUACAGUAUGUAAAGGACCACACUCUAAUAAUAAAGACUCUGUCUGCCCUGAAUUGGCAUUUGCGGACUCUCAAAAUGGACAUCAAACAACUGGAAGCUGGGAGAAGUAUCCUAAAAGCACGGAUUGACUACUCAAUAUCUAAUGUUUCUCAUCACAUUGACAGUAUAGAGGACAAAUUAAAAGAUUUGGAAGGACUUAUAGCAAGUCAUCAAUUGUCAACUAUAUCACCUGACACAGGAUCUUUAGAGAGUUCAGAAACUGUACAAAGACCGGCUCUGUCAAGUACGCCUAAACCGACGACAACAACGCUUAAACCGACGACGACAACGCCUAAACCGACGACGACAACGCCUAAACCGACGACAACGAAAAAGCCUACAACGCCUAAACCAGUGGGUCCAAAACUUCGUCUGGCCGAUGGGACAGACAAUAAAGGCGGUCGAGUUGAGGUUUACUAUAACGGACAAUGGGGGACGGUGUGUGCUGAUAACUUUGAACAAUUCGAGGCAACGGUCAUCUGUCGGAUGCAGGGAUUUUCUGGCGGUUCUAUCCGUGUGUACCGACAGUCGUUUGGACCUGGUAGUGGUCCAAUAUGGCUGAGCAACCUUAGGUGUCGUGGGAAUGAACAAUCCUUAUUUGCCUGUGGAUCAGCUGGUUGGGGUGUACACAACUGUGGUCAUUAUGAAGACGCAGGGGUCCAAUGUUACUGAUACCACUGUCCAGUUUG